CAAAAUACUAGGAAAUCAAUGAUACUUACAUUAUCCUACAUUUGGAAGCGGUGAGCCAAAAAUAGGAGCGGUGAGCUGAUUUUCUAGAGGUUUCCACACCCUGUUUAAUGUUUGUUUAGGGGGGGGAUGGCAGUACCACCAGUCAGAGCGGCGACUAUUACAUUCUGGGUAAGAAAACUAAGGCAAACCCCACUUUCGAAGCGAAAGCCAAGCAGUUGCAAAAUACAACUAUCCUGUUUCCUCCUUUCCCCUCUUUCCCACGUCACACAAACACUCAUGCACAAACCAUCCAAAGUCCCAAAUUCAGCAUUCAAUAUCGAACAAUUGCUUCCAAAACUUAAAACAUAUAUGCAGCCCAAAAUAUCAGCCCAGCCACCACCACACCCUAUCAUCCCCUCGCUCCGCUCCUCCUCCCGCCUCCUCGUCCGCGAAUUAGGGUUCAUGUCUAGCAGCUUAGCCGGGACAUCCUACUCAGCCAGCGCUGUUCACGCCAUCGUCGAGAUCGGCCUUCACGAACAAACACAAACUCAAGGACAAUCCACUGCUCACAAGACCAAGACACCAAGUGCGGGCAUCACAGCAGCGACACUCUGUACAGAGCUCAAUCUCGAGAAGAGCAGCGUGAGUCGCUUGUUGAAGAAAUUAGUUGAGGCGGGGGAGGUGAGUGAGGGGUAUGGGGAUGAUGCGAGGGAGAAGGUGUUGAGGUUGACGGAGAAGGGGAGGGAGACGUUGAAGGGUAUUGAUAGUUAUGGAGAGUCUCUGAUUUUGGCUGCUUUUGAACGGUUGCCGCGAACUGCUACACCUGAUGAUAUUCUCAAAGGGAUCAGCGUCUACGCCGACGCCCUCCGCUCCAACAGACUUUCUACCGCACUACCUUCCACACCCCAAGCCCUCGUUCAAAACGCCCACUCCACGCCAAUUAUCACCCCAACCAUCACAAUCCACACAGGCUACCGUCCUGGCCUCCUAGCCCGUUGUCUCACCAUGCACAUGAACACCUAUCAAUCUCACGGCUUCGGCGUCGACUUCGAAAGCAUGAUAUCCACCGGCUUCGGCGAACUCCUCACCCGUCUCGACCCUCACACCACACAAGCAUUUUACGCCCUCUCCACUCCCACCCCAUCACCCCCCCAAGGUAUAAACCAAAGCGAACCCCAAAUCAUCGGGACAAUUUUCAUGGAUGGCGUGGAUCUCAGCCUCCCAUCUACGCCCUCUGCAAAGGGACACGAGUACAUGUCCUCCAUCAACGGCCACUCGGCUAGAAAAGUACACUUGCGAGGUUUCAUCGUCGAUGAAGGAGUGCGUGGUGGUGGGGUAGGUAAGAAGUUAUUGGAUGAUGCUCUGGCGUGGGCGGAUGAGAGGGGGUUUGAGGAGACGCAUCUCUGGACUUUUGAGGGAUUGAGGGCCGCGAGGAAGUUGUAUGAGGGGAGAGGGUUUGGGUUGAGGGAUGAAGAAAGGAGGAUGAUGUGGGAGGGGAAGGAAUUGCUUGUGCAGCAUUUUGUAAGGGUCAGACCGGUGGUAGAGUGA
This is a messenger RNA of Cadophora gregata, 1527 nucleotides long. RefSeq lists its product as uncharacterized. The record is from RefSeq and is a predicted model, not a curated record. Bases 127 to 1527 code for a protein of 466 amino acids. Gene Ontology annotation, molecular function: DNA-binding transcription factor activity; N-acetyltransferase activity. The transcript is spliced from 3 exons. Gene Ontology annotation, biological process: regulation of DNA-templated transcription. Lineage: Eukaryota; Fungi; Ascomycota; Leotiomycetes; Helotiales; Ploettnerulaceae.